Saccostrea echinata is the source of this 1061-nucleotide messenger RNA. RefSeq lists its product as uncharacterized. The transcript has 4 exons. Gene Ontology annotation, biological process: sterol biosynthetic process. The record is from RefSeq and is a predicted model, not a curated record. Gene Ontology annotation, molecular function: sterol 24-C-methyltransferase activity. NCBI's taxonomy places the organism in Eukaryota, Metazoa, Mollusca, Bivalvia, Ostreida, Ostreidae. Gene Ontology annotation, cellular component: endoplasmic reticulum. The coding region runs from base 61 to 705 and encodes 214 amino acids.
AACAUCAUAGUGACGAAAUACUACGGGUACCGGAAAGCCAAAGGCAUCCUCCCAUUUAACAUGGUGAUGGGAAUAAUAAAAGACGCAAUAGCGAAAAAUCUCAGGCACCCCAAAAGUGGACCAGUUGGCUGGUUCGUCAGCAAAUACGUUUUUGAAGACAAAAAUAGAUACUUGGAGAAAAACGCUGUCGACGUGUGUAAAAUCUCUAAAGAUGAUAUUGUUCUUGAGGUGGGAUUUGGUCCGGGAAUAGGACUCAAAGAGGCGCACAUGAAAAUAAAAGAUGGCAAGGGCAAGGUCUACGGUGUUGAGAUUUCUCAAGCAAUGUUAAAAAAGGCGAGUCAUUCACUCCAGACCGAGAUAAAAGCAGGGAAAGUUGAACUUAUAUUGGCAGAUGUAGCAAAACUUCCUUUCAAAUCCGACAUGUUUGAUCACGUGUUUCAUUGUAAUUGUUACUAUUUUUGGGAUGACCAGGUUGCAUGUGCUCGAGAAUUAUACAGAGUAAUGAAACAAAAUGCAAACGUGAUAGCUGUAAUGAACGAACAGGGUCUAAAAGUGGCAGAACAAGUGGGAGUCUUGAAAUACGGAAACACAGACCCAUUUAAAUAUAUGGACUCUUUAAAGAAAGCUGGAUUUCAUGAUAUAGAAUUCAAGAAACUGAAGAGUGCAAGGGGACAUCCAUUUAGUGCAAUUUUUGCCAAAAAAUGAUUAAUUUGCAUACUGGAAGCUGUGUGUCCAUGACAUGAGACUUUUUCUUCAUAUUAUAUUCAGGAGACGCUAAAUUGAAUGUUUAUAUGAGUUUUCUUCAUACAGUGUAUUUGUGUAGUGAUUAACAAGACUGACUAAGUCUUACUUUGACACUUUAUUUUUAAUACAAAGUUUGUUAUAUAAAGCCUUUCACUGUUUAUUUAGUAUGAGAUCUAUAUAUGAGAUCUUUAUGAAUACCAUGUAUCUUUAUUAGGCAUGGGAAAAAAGUCCCUCCUUCUGCAUGUGUUUGACAACUAAGCUCAGUUGGUCGGGUAUUGUCAUGUUGGCCAAGUGGGAAAAUGAAACUUAAACAGUCA